AUGUUAACGUUGGUAAUCUUCUUCGCUUUCUAUUUUGCGGCCGUUUGUAACGCUUUCUAUGACUGUCCUCGUGAUUCGUGUGACACAUGCCUCCCUAUCGAGAUUCACGACGCUCCGGGUGUUGGGUUUAAUUUGACCCCUUCAUACGGAACGUCCGCAGUACAUUUCUUUAACGGAACCGUCGUCCAGGUUGCCCAAAUUCAGGGUGAGCCAGAGUAUCUCCAGCUUAUGGCACGUUUUGCGAAGGAGGCCGAUCCCACAUCACAUGAAGCCACAGGGUUAUUACAAGGAACUUAUUCUCGACUAUACUCUCUGCUGGAAUCGCCCUUACCAUCCUUGGCUGGAUGGCUAAAGAGGAAGCUCGCUCGGCCCCUGGAGGUGGAUGACGUCUAUAUUAUCCGCGAGAUGCUGCAAAAUCUCAAGUACUCCACGGAGAGAAAAUUGCGUCAGUCUCUUGAUAGGGUCGCCGUUACAACUCCCGACAUAGAAGCUCUCAGUCCAGAGAUUAUCAACUCUGCUCUUCGGGGUCUCAAUUUACGGACAUGGCUAGGCGAUAGCAAAUUUUACCCUGAUCGACUGGUUGAAGCAGAUGCUGUUUAUGCUGCCAAUGGCUAUAGACUAUGCAAAAAUUAUCACGACCUGUUUGAAUGUACAGAUGAGUUUGAUUUAGCUGAUUCAUCAACAAUCCUUUACAUCUCAUUCAGUCGUGCAGUAUUAUACGCUAGUGUUAUCAGACCUAUUAACGGCGAAGCCUUGUCUCGCUUUACACGAGACGAAGCCCAAGUGCUUGACUUCGAAGUUGGGCUAGAUCGGCUUCUACAAACAAAUUACCCGGAUCUAUUAUGGUCCCGGCUCCGUUCGCAACUAAUAACGCUCUCUCGGUCGUCAAAAUUUCCGAUAACUCACCUCGUCCUAGCCGGAGAGAGCGCCAGAAACCCUCGUUUCCUGGACAAUUUAAAGGAUUCUCUAACUGCAAUAUCGCAACCAAUUAUCACUUCUCGAAUAGAAUCUCAAUUUGAUUUUAUGGCACCUGUCCAAGAACAGAAAACUACAGAUCCGACUUUUACUGCUGCUCGGGGUGCGGCAUUAUAUGCACGAAGGAGACAGGAGGUUCAAGAAGAUUGCUCGGAACCCGCGGAAUGCGAGUUAUUACGGCAAGAAGAGCGAUCAAAUAGCUUGAAGAGAGAAAACCUUCACUAG
This is a messenger RNA of Penicillium robsamsonii, 1200 nucleotides long. RefSeq lists its product as uncharacterized. The transcript has 2 exons. Lineage: Eukaryota; Fungi; Ascomycota; Eurotiomycetes; Eurotiales; Aspergillaceae. Bases 1 to 1200 code for a protein of 399 amino acids. The record is from RefSeq and is a predicted model, not a curated record.